Molecule: messenger RNA, 821 nt
Organism: Heteronotia binoei (common prickly gecko)
Lineage: Eukaryota; Metazoa; Chordata; Lepidosauria; Squamata; Gekkonidae
Product: cystatin-A-like
Exons: 3
Coding region: 433-732 (99 amino acids)
Cellular component (GO): cytosol
Molecular function (GO): cysteine-type endopeptidase inhibitor activity
Source: RefSeq, a predicted model, not a curated record
CCCAGUUGUGCGUUGAGCAAUGCGGGAGGAAUUGCUUCCCUCUUCCAAAGAGCAGCCUGUCAUGUGCCAAGUCGUUCGUGUGAAGCUGGUGGGGGUGAAUCAGGAGCAACCCACACCCUCUCGUGAGGGGAGCACCACAGAAUAAAAGUUCAGUCGUGACAUGUAGUCUCCCAUCCCUUGCUUCUUCAUACAGAGACAAUUAUUCUUUGAAAGCAAUAGUUUUUUUUAAAGUGUUUCAUCAGCUACCUGUGAGGUGGACUCCCCCACCCCUCCAAUUCCCUACCUUGAGGAGUGACACUCAGAAAUCACAUGACCUGUGAGGAAGUAUAUAGCUCCCUCGUGGACCAGAGGAGUCUCCAAACUGACUUCUGCCGCUGACUAGGCUUCUUCUUAAGGACUUCCCAGCCCUCUCGGAGAGUUUCCGUUCUCACCAUGAUGCCCGGAGGUUUAACCGCUUGCAAGCCAGCUACUCCUGAGAUUCAACAGCUGGCGGACAAGGUGAAACCUCAGUUGGAAGCCAGGGAAAACCAGAGAUACCCUGUUUUCAAUGCUGUGGAAUACAGAAGUCAGGUGGUUGCUGGAAUGAACUACUUUAUUAAGAUUGACGUGGGUCAAGGCAAGUACGUGCACCUACGCGUAUUUGAGGCGCUUCCAUGCAACAACGGGGACAUCUCCUUGGCCGGUUACCAGACUGGCAAAACAGCGAGUGAUCCGCUGAACUACUUCGGCUAGGAACAUUCUCCUCUUCUGCUCUUCUUGAUAUACUGACAUCCAAGAGCCAGCACAUGCUUAAAAAUUAAAAAAAAACUAGAUUUGGGAAA